AUGGCCUCAGCAACUCGCAAACCAAUCCUCAUAUCCGGAGCAGGCCUAGCAUCUCUCCUUCUAGCACGAAGUCUCCUCCGCAACUCCAUCCCCUUCCUCGUCUUCGAGCGUGAUCAAUCUCUUUCCUUCCGCGGUCAAGGGUACAGAUUACGCCUAUCAGCCCAGGGACUAGAUGCCAUUGAAGAUGUCCUAGGUCCCGGUCCUGAAGGCUUCCCCAAAUUCUGGGAUAAAUGUGGGAAAACCGGCGGAAGUAAAGGCGUCAGCGACAUCAACCCAGUCACCGGAGAGGAUAUUGAGGAGGCUCCCAAAGAUGAAACUACGAAAGCCGAGGAAUCUAGUGCCCUGCGUCCAUCGAAGGAAGCUCUGGCUUCAAGAGAUGGAAAGACGGUGGGCAUUGCUCGAGGCGAUAUGCGCGCUCUGUUCAUGGAAGGAUGCGAGCCAUAUGUGCAAUGGGGACAGCAAGUCACUGGCUACGAAUUAACACCCGAAGGAGUCAAGGCGGUUUUCCAAGACGGCUCGAAAUCCGUCGAAGGCGAGAUGUUGGUCGGAGGAGAAGGCAUCUACUCCAAAAUCGCCAAGCAAGUCUCGCAAGGAAAAAUCAAGACGUACGACACCGGAGCCAGGGGAAUCCACGGGCAAGCUCCCACAACUGCCUUCAAAGCUCUCGGCGAAGGAGUCUGGAUGCUCAAAGAUAAAACUAAUCCGGACGGCCACGUCUUCGCAAUCACAAACGUUCGUCCGGGAGAUAUGGAUGAUCCCAACAUCCAAUUCGGCUGGACAAUGGGUGGACAACCCGGCGUCAUCAAACCUCCCAAUGAUAACUUUUCCAUCAUCGGCAAACCAGCUGCUGAUAUUGCGAAAUCAUUGACAGCGAAUUGGCAUCCGCGUGUGAGGUCUCUAUUCGAGCAAAUGGAUGAAAAGGAAGCGGCGUUUUGGAAAAUCACUUGUUCUUCCCCAUCUGGUGUCCCGGAAUGGCCCAAUGACCCUCGAGUCACGGUGAUUGGGGAUGCGGUGCACAGCAUGACGCCUGCGGGAGGUAUUGGAGCGAACACGGCGUGUCGAGAUUCGGCUUUGCUGGGGAAAUUGUUGGGGGAAGCUGGAGGGUGGAAAGAGGGUGUCACGGCCGCGUAUGAGAAGGAGAUGAGAGUGUAUGGAAGCGAAGCCGUCGCGACGAGCUAUGGUAUGGCCACUCACACGUUCGGCAUCAAUAUCGACGAGGCGACGACUCCUACUGUUGGAUGA
Molecule: messenger RNA, 1242 nt
Organism: Ramularia collo-cygni
Lineage: Eukaryota; Fungi; Ascomycota; Dothideomycetes; Mycosphaerellales; Mycosphaerellaceae
Exons: 2
Coding region: 1-1242 (413 amino acids)
Molecular function (GO): FAD binding
Source: RefSeq, a predicted model, not a curated record